Epinephelus moara (kelp grouper) is the source of this 1573-nucleotide messenger RNA. Its product is annotated as potassium voltage-gated channel subfamily H member 5-like. Gene Ontology annotation, molecular function: voltage-gated potassium channel activity. Gene Ontology annotation, biological process: regulation of membrane potential; potassium ion transmembrane transport. The record is from RefSeq and is a predicted model, not a curated record. Gene Ontology annotation, cellular component: membrane. Lineage: Eukaryota; Metazoa; Chordata; Actinopteri; Perciformes; Serranidae. The coding region runs from base 1 to 1494 and encodes 497 amino acids. The transcript is spliced from 4 exons.
AUGAAGCUUGGUACGCUGCACCCCGUCACCUGUCUGCACUACUGCAACAAACCCACGCCCACAGCCACCACAACCACCGCCUCCUCCACCAAUCCCCUGGCCUGUGUGACCACAUCCACAUCCAGAUGGCUAAUUGGCGAGGAGGUGCGGAUCUCUGGGGAGCUCAUUCCAGACGAGUCCUGCUGCCUGAGUCACUGUAAAGGUGACGUGUUUGGUGACGUCUUCUGGAAAGAAACCACCCUGGCGCAUGCGUGUGCUAAUGUCAGAGCGCUAACGUACUGCGACCUCCACGUCAUAAAGAGGGAAGCCUUGCUCAAAGUGCUGGAGUUUUACACCGCCUUCGCCAACUCCUUCUCCCGCAACCUCAUCCUCACCUGCAACCUGCGCAAGCGGAUAAUUUUCCGCAAGAUCAGUGAGGUGAAGAAGGAGGAAGAGGAGAGGCAGCGAGCGAAGAACGAGGUGCAGCUCACCAUCCCGCAGGACCAUCCCGUGCGGAAGCUUUUCCAGAAGUUCAAGCAGCAGAAGGAGCUCCGCAACCAGGGAGCCGCAGCCGCCUCGCAGCUGGACGUGGAAAAGAACCAGCUGCAGGUGGAGCAGCACCACCACCAGCACCUGCACCCCCACAGCCUGCAGCUGGGACACUCCAGCCUGCAGCACUCCCUGCCGCUCAGCCUGCAGCGCCCCCCCUCCUCCAUGCAGAACGGGGCUCCGCCCAGCAGCAGCGUGCUCACCGUGUCUCAGGUCACGCCCAUGCAGAGUUCUCUGGCGUACAGCCAUCCUGGCGAGCCUCCCGCCAAGCAGAACAACUGUGAUAUCAUGGAGCUGCAGCCCAGUUGUGCUGGAGGCGGAGGUGAGCAGACUGUCAGGCUUAAAAUCAGCACCAGCCCCGCGCUGGCCAAGCCGGCCGUCAAGGCCAGCGGCUGGAUGCGCCUGAAAAACAACAUGGCUCCAGUGGAGGCCAGGAAGGAGGGCCUGAACAACAACGUCAAGGCUGUUUCUGUGGAGAUGCUCUCUCAGGAGGGUAAAGGUCAGGAAGCAGGCGGAGGUGGGGAUAUAGAGGAGGGCGGGGUGUCCAGCAACAAUCCCCUCCGCAAGACAGACUCCUGCGACAGCGGCAUCACCAAGAGUGAGCUGCGGAUCGACCGGGCGGGGGAGGCACGAACCCCCGCCGCUGUCACCCCCCUCCUCCACAGCCCUCUCCCCGGAGGAGCGGGGUCUCCUCACCCUUUCUGCCCCAUCCCCGAGCAGGCCCUGCAGGCCGCGCUGCACGAGACCCGGUUGGAGCUCCGGGAGGACAUACAGACUCUGGGAGGCCGUCUGGGCGCCCUGGAGAGUCAGGUAGCUGAAAUUAUCAAACUGCUCUCAGACAAGAAGCGGCCGUCCACGGGGGCGCUGUCCGCCUCCACCACACCCAAAACCAAAAUCCAACGUCAGGACAUUUUCACCGUUUCUAGGCCUGUUUCUCCAGACUCAGAGAAGGACGACGGGCUCUGAAGAGAGCUUCACCAGUGGUGUAGGGAGUGUACUGGAACAUACAGUGAUCACAUGGCACAUUGUUCAACUACGAUCACGA